AUGUUUCAGCUUGAUAUUCGACUGAUGUGCACGCUGCUGGCAAUUUUGAUCGCAUCAGCGGUCGUUGUUACCAAGAUAAUAGUGGAAACCAAGAGAGACCUGCAUCCAAUUGCCUUGAGCCAGCAGUCUAACAUUGGACCCACGCGCAAAGAAAAUGAAACGGCGAUAUAUCGAAACUUCACUAUUCCUCCGGGAUUUCCUUUAACCACUGGGAUGAGUCUCAGCAUGGGCUAUAAAUUCCGAAACGGAAACUUUGGCGACAUUUGGUCAAGUAUAAUGGCAAUAGCCAGGCAUAAUUAUAUUGAACUGAAUGAUCAACGGUAUAGCUUGAGCUUGGUCAAUGCAAAUGCCAAAAAUCUGUGUCAAAAAUGGAAGACGGGCACAAAACCCUGCCAUUUGGGUAUUGCCAGUCCAAUUGACGAGCUUCCAGGAUUCGUAUUAGCUAUCACAGGUUUCAUGGGCUCCCUUCAGGACCUAGUCCCAGUUUUUCUAACCUCUGUACCACGAUCAAAGCCAGAUUUGGACAUCUUGGCAAUCGACUCUUGGGAAACUUUCCAUAAAAUGAAUGGUAGCCAGUCUUGGUACAAAUUGGUCUUGGUCUGUGACAGCACGAAAGGUGAGCCUCCCCACGAAAUUCCUUCCAACAUUGUGACUUGGGAUGCCUUGGCCUUGAACUUCGAACCAACCCCAGAUCGAGAGGUUUCCCGAUUUGAUUACAAACCCCCCAGCGACAAUCAUCACGACUCCAAGUUAAUUGCUGUCAGCAACUCCCCAUUUGGAACUGCUACAAGUUUCACACAUAUGGCUUUGGUUAGCAGUGUAGCGGCUUUUAUCAAAUCUUUUCCUAUUGAUUUCGGACUGAGCAGUAAUGAUCAUCUCAGCAUUAUUCUCGAGAGACGGUCUGCCGCCACAGAUCCCAUACAGAUCUUUCCUAAGCUUCUUGCAAUACUAUUACAUGGGGGAUCGGUCUCCAUUUUAAACAAGCAGGGUACGUUGCAAACACUUGGCCAAAGUUUGAAUCUGACUACCACUCUGCUACAAAUACCACAAGAGUGUGAAAUGCUCGAUAGACUACUCUCACAUCCAUUAAGCAUAGUGCAAAGGAUCAAACUUGCAUGGGCGUCAAACCUCUUAAGUGAGGGAGUUUUCUCAUCAAGUGCUCGCAUAUCGCCAGAGUUGAAGCAACUGAGAUGCGUCUUCUUGUCAGAUAACGUCAAAAACAUUGGUUCUGUUGCAACAAUUUGUGCUCCUACGGGCAAGGCCGGGUUGGCGCCAAAGAAGACCAAGACUACACUAGAGUUAAACCGCAUGCGUGCCAUUCUAGGUUCGAGGGUUGUUCGAGAGCUCUGCUGCCCUUAUGUAGUAUUGGGACCAGUGGCCAGUACCAAUUUCUUUGAUUAUCGUGUAUUUCCACACCAAGUGGAUUUAAAGUUGUCCAACUAUGGGCCAAUUUCAACAUCUUUAGAGGCCAAACUUGCUAAGGACGAAACCAAACCACAACUGUCGGUAGCAAAGCGACAGGGUUUACUUUGCAUAAGGGGGUUCACCAUUGGCCGGCCAGUCAACCCAGAGCAGAUGACAAGGGCUCUCAAAGCUGUCGAAAAAUUCGAUGGAAGGGAAGGUUGGAUGCCAAUGUUCGGGGUGAGUUGUCUAUGGGGUUUAGACGGGUGCCUUUAUGAAUUUAAUUGA
Lachancea dasiensis is the source of this 1689-nucleotide messenger RNA. The record is from the annotation of a GenBank genome assembly. NCBI's taxonomy places the organism in Eukaryota, Fungi, Ascomycota, Saccharomycetes, Saccharomycetales, Saccharomycetaceae.